Molecule: messenger RNA, 3770 nt
Organism: Dimorphilus gyrociliatus
Lineage: Eukaryota; Metazoa; Annelida; Polychaeta; Dinophilidae
Source: the annotation of a GenBank genome assembly
AAAAAAAUGGCGGACACAAAACACGUGCUUAUGGUGUCUGCUUGAAGAUUACCAAACAGACGAUCUUAGAAAUUCUUGUUCUGAUUCUCCGGACAUAAACAUAAAGAGAUCAGCGUAUAUUCUCCAAUUAUGGCCGAAAAAUGCUUUAUAAAAGAACAUCUAUGGCUCGUAAAAGAUGAUCUAGAUGUAAAUAGUUGCAUUAUCAAGUCUCAAGUUAAUGCUGACUCCCAACAAAUUAGGAAUAUUAAAGAUUCGCUGAACUCAUCAGAUAUUGACGAACAAGAGAACGGCUUAGAUAUUUUAGCUUAUGCUCUUAAAAACUGCGAUUUAAAGUACUUGGAAUUAAAUAUUGUUGAUUGGUUAAGAGCAUUACUUCAUAACUUUAUUAACAAUAAUGGAUCACCUUUCAAAUUGAAAGCUAAAUCCUUAAAUGUUGCUGCUUUACUUUUCUAUCAAUUAAACGCUAUUCCUACAGUAAAAGCACAAAUAAAGAAAGAUUAUACAAACAGUAUCUUUGAAACUGUACUAAACCUAAAGUCUACGAGAUGUUCAAUUGCUCAAUUAAUAUUCCUUAGAACAGUGCUAUCCGUGUUUCCUCAUUCCAUUGGUAAUCUAAAAAUGAAAAUGGAGAAAUUUACCUUAAAUUUUUUGAAAAAUGAAAAACCUCAACCAGAAGUAGUCUAUGAAGCUGCUAAAACGUUACCUUAUGUUUUAGCUAUGGGAAGUGUUAGUGGAAGCUCUGGCAAUCCUGAAAAUACUUUUGCAAAACUUUACUUUCGAAUGUGCUGCAGACUACUUGUUACUUGUCACAAACUACUUGAUUUUCUAAUCAUGGAUGAAUAUAAAGGAAAGGAAAUAGAAAAGGAGUUAGAUGCCCAACCCAUUUUAGAAGGAAUACCAGAUAUGAAUGGUUCUUCUGCUAAAAAACCAAGGAGAUAUGAAGAUGACGAUGAAUUAACGCCUACUAAAGCAGCUGUAUACUUUGAAAUAAUGAUUUUUACCUUACGGCAACUGUUGACAACUCCAACCAAAAAUCAGGUUGAAAUUCCCGUAACACCUAUAAUUGAACUAUUAAAUAGGAUAGUGAACUUUUGUGCCUUUUCAAAAGAGGAGCUGCUACCUCAUAUCGACGGUAAUUUAACUUGGAAUCAUAUCGUUUACUACGCAACAUUAGUGCUAGAAUCUCUAACAAAAUCUUGCAAAGAGACUACUGUCUCUAGGUACAAAAACUUUCUGGAUAUUUAUAUCUAUCUAUUAGAAGAAACAACGAACUAUAGAAGCAAACAAAAUAAUGGAAUCAUUCGGAAAACGGCUUAUGCAGGUCUAGAGGCUUUGCUAAAGAAUUGUUCUGCCAUUCAGCCUCAUGCUGAUAAUAAAACUAUUGUUAAAAUAUUGAAAUUUGCAAUUAUCGACUGUAAAGAAGAUUGUAGACAAGGAGAUGCCUCAAAGCCACCAGUAUUUAACUUUGAACGAAAUGAGUGCUCAAAAGUUGCCUGUUUACGAGUUUUGAUAACUUAUGUCCUGAAUUAUGGAAAGCACAUCUCUGGAGAAAACUUCCAGAGUUUACUUUCUUUUCUAUUCGAGAAAAUCUUUCAAGUUCAAAUGGAUUUAAAGAAAAACAAUUUCAACAAUUCCAGCUUUUCAUAUUCAGUCAAUUAUAGGUGGGACCAACUUAAAAAUCCUAUCUUAAACUCCAAUUAAUUAAUAUACUUUUUUUUAGAUAUUCUCUCUACAAUCUCUUAAAAAUAUGUAUAUUGAAUUGUAGUUUUGAUUUAGAUCCUCCAAUCAACUACUCUGCAGUUGCAUUUAGACAAGGAUUAUUAGAUCCAAAUCAAAUGGUAUGUAUUUCUCUAUUUAUACAUGUACAAAUGUUUUUUCAAUUAAAACAUCUUUAUUGUUAACAGAUAGCAGACUUGUCAAAAGAAGCAAUUAGUUUAUGUUCGAUACUUUCAAAUUGUCAAUAAAAGUUGUUAAAUAGUUUUUGAAUAGUGUGUUUUUAUUUUGUAACAUUUGAAAGAUAAAACAGUUAUGUUAAUUUUACAAGAAUAAUAAAUCACAUUGUAGAUUUGAUAUUUCAUCUUCUAUUUGGACAAUACAGUGUCCGGCUCUUUAUAUAGAUGACUGAUAGCUGCCUAAUAGUAUAAAUCUAAUAUAGUUUCAAAUCUAACAAUUGCGUUAUAAUUUUAUUUUUUAACCUGCCGCCUGAUCACAACCAAAUUCUCUUCAGCAUUUUUAAUUAGAUCUGCCACAACUUCUGGACUUGUUUCCGACUUAUGUUGUUUGAAAGCGUCUCGAGUUCGGCGUAUAAAAAAUUCUCUGAGCGAUAAAACAACGAUAUUAAAGUUAGCAGAGAUUUUAUGGUUCUUUUACUAUAAAAGCAUUUUUAAAAAUAUACAUUCUGUUUUAUGUCAACACACCUAAAAUUAUAGCCAGUGAAACUUUUGCUUUCUCUGAGCAUCGUUUUGUACAGAGUCAAGACCUUUCCACGAGAGGCCAUGUUAACUGGUUGAAUAGACUAUUUCGCGCAGUACUAACUUAAAACUGUUUUUGCAAAAUCAAAAAAAUUGAACAGUUUUUUUUUCAUUACCAAUAAAAUUACCAAGACAAAAUUCAUUAAAAACAUUAUCCAUCAUUUUAGCAUCACCAACCAAUUAUUCGUGCAAAUUCUGAUUCUGUAAAAGGAAUAGUUUUAACAGUUUCAAGAAGACUUUUUUGUUUUCUUAACAGUUCAAUUAAUUUCAUAUUUUUAUUAAAUAUUGAAAUCAUUUCCUUUUUGGAUUUCUCUAAACUUUGGUUUUCGGAUAAAAGACCUUUUAACUGCCUUUUAUCAUGGACGGAUCCCUCCCUCUCAUUUGAUUUCACGACGUGUAAUUCGUCUCUAUAUUUCUUAGCGUCGUCUAGAGCUUUUUGUAGUUGAACGUCUAAACUUCCUUGAUUAUUGUUGAUCUUCUUCUCAACUUUUCUUAGAUUUUGUGUCUUAUUUUUCAAAGUUUCCACUUCCGUUUGAACUCUUACAACUUUUGAUUUUGCUUCAUCAGCCAAUUUAUGUAAUUUUUGCAAUGUUGCUGCUUGAGAAUUUACAGUCUUUUGAGUUUUAUUUAAUUCAUCCUCCAGAGACUUUUGCUUUGACGUUAAUUCGAAAGUUUUAUCUCUCUUUUUCGCCAGUUCUUGACCUGAUCGAUUGAUUUCUUCUUGCAAAACACGAAUUUUGGCUUUGAAAAAUCGGAUUUCAGCAUCGUUAUUCCUUUCUGUUGAUGGAUAUUCUUCAGAUAGUUGUGACUUUAGGGGCUUGGCUGCUUUUUUUGCAAUAGCCGGUUUAGUUUUAGCUUUAGAUACGGAUUUGUUCAGCUGAUUCCGUGACUGUGUUGUUGGUCUGGCUUUUCGAAUUUCGUAAUCUUCUUCAUCAUUCCAUUCAAAAAAGUCAUCUGAGUCUAUUUUUGACAGAAGAGACGGCUUAGAAAAUGAACUUGACGGGCUUCGCAAAACCAAAUCUGCUUCUUGAACUAAUUGGGCUGUUUUAGCCUCUAAUUCUUCAUUUAGACGCCUAUAUUCCUCCUCUUUUCGAAGAAUAUCAUUCAAAUGUUGGUUAUUUGCUGACGUCAUGCAAGUUGUUGAAAACCGAAUCUGACUACCUAAAAAAUUUGAGACUAUAAACAAAACUUCUAAAUUCUUUUACCUCGCAUGAAAUCUCGCGAGAUUUACUCGCCUAUAAAACGAGAGUUUACUUUAUUGUAGCUUUCAGCCUUUCUAAAUUUACUGCACAGAUGAUU